AUGGCUGGGUCAGAAACAGACGUGUGGCAUGUGACACACUACGCCCCCCACAUUCUGCCACCUACCGCCCAUGGCCGCCUUGCCCUUUUUGCUCUUGGACCCGUCAUGCAAUCCGCCGCCAUCAACUCGCUCAUUGCGACCUCUCUUUUUUGUUCCCAUCUUGGCCAUGGUAUCUCCAUCUUGAUCUCGCCUCGUAAACACCAAUCUUGCUGCCUCCAAACUUGCCAUGCUCAAUCCAAACCCAUCAUCACCUGUUCUCAACCCUUUGAUACACACAUACACACCAAAGCAUACGUAAUCAAGCGUGGCUUGCACACUCAGAAUCCCCAAGACUCUAACCCCAGAAUCCCCAUGGCCCAUCUUUUCCCUUUCUUACUAUCCCACUUCAAUAUAUUACCUUGA
Molecule: messenger RNA, 402 nt
Organism: Bipolaris zeicola 26-R-13
Lineage: Eukaryota; Fungi; Ascomycota; Dothideomycetes; Pleosporales; Pleosporaceae
Exons: 2
Coding region: 1-402 (133 amino acids)
Source: RefSeq, a predicted model, not a curated record